This is a messenger RNA of Cucumis melo (muskmelon), 3503 nucleotides long. RefSeq names its product nardilysin-like. The transcript is spliced from 19 exons. Gene Ontology annotation, biological process: proteolysis. Gene Ontology annotation, molecular function: metal ion binding; metalloendopeptidase activity. Gene Ontology annotation, cellular component: cytosol. The record is from RefSeq and is a predicted model, not a curated record. The coding region runs from base 193 to 3258 and encodes 1021 amino acids. Lineage: Eukaryota; Viridiplantae; Streptophyta; Magnoliopsida; Cucurbitales; Cucurbitaceae.
UGAGGACAUUCUCACUGUCCGCCACGAGAAAAAGAAGCCGACACGUCGUUCCAUUCAAUAGAACUGGUUUCUACUUGCAAGCAGCGAAAAAGCCAAUGCACAAACCCACUGACCAAGCAGAACCUUUUCUCUUCUCUUUAUAGCUUCUUCAAUCCUCCAUUUCCAUAGCUUUGAGCUCGAGCGGAUUCAUCCAUGGCCACAAGUCGCAUCACUUUCUCCUCAGACGAUUUAGUGGUGAAGUCACCCAAUGACAGAAGGCUUUACAGGUUUCUUCAGCUGGAUAAUGGCUUAUCUGCCUUGCUCGUUCACGAUCCUGAGAUUUAUCCCGAUGGAUGCCCCAACCCUUCUUUAGAUGAGGAUGAAGAAGACGAAAGCGAGGAUAGCGAGGGAGAUGAGGAAGAUGGCGACGAAGAAGAUGAAGAGGAAGGAGGAGAGGAGGAGGAAGGUAAUGGUACUGACAAUGAAGAAAAGUCUGCUGUUCAGACUAAGAAGGCUGCAGCUGCUAUGUGUGUAGAAAUAGGCAGCUUAUCUGAUCCUUUUGAAGCGCAGGGACUUGCUCAUUUUCUAGAACACAUGCUUUUCAUGGGAAGUACUGAUUAUCCAGAUGAAAAUGAGUAUGAUAGCUAUUUAUCCAAGCACGGAGGUUCUUCAAAUGCAUAUACAGAAGCAGAGCAUACCUGUUACCACUUUGAUGUGAAACCAGAGUUUCUUAAAGGUGCUUUGAAAAGGUUUUCACAGUUUUUCAUUUCACCUUUAGUGAAAAUUGAAGCCAUGGAAAGAGAGGUACUUGCUGUUGAUUCAGAAUUCAACCAGGUUUUGCAAAAUGAUGUUUGCCGACUUCAGCAACUUCAGUGUUAUACAUCUGUACCUGGUCAUCCUUUUAACAGAUUCUUCUGGGGUAAUAAGAAGAGCUUGGUUGAUGCAAUGGAAAAGGGUAUAAAUCUGCGAGAACAAAUAUUGAAACUGUUCAGAGAUUAUUACCAUGGUGGACUAAUGAAGCUGACUGUCAUUGGUGGAGAGCCGCUGGAUAUGCUUGAGAGUUGGGUUCUUGAAUUGUUUGUUGACCUUAAAAAAGGUGUUCAAGUGAAGCCAAUGUUCACAGUAAAAGAUCCAAUCUGGCAAUCUGGGAAGCUUUACAAGCUAGAGGCUGUUGAAGAUGUUCACAUCCUUGACUUAGCAUGGACUUUGCCAUGUCUUCAACACAACUAUCUGAAGAAACCUGAAGAUUAUAUUGCCCAUCUCCUUGGGCAUGAGGGCAAGGGAAGCUUGCAUUUCUUUCUGAAAGCUAAAGGAUGGGCAACAUCCUUAUCUGCUGGUGUUGGGGAUGAUGGAAUGUGUCGGUCUUCUAUGGCUUAUGUAUUUGGAAUGUCAAUAUAUCUGACUGACUCGGGUAAAGAAAAGAUCUUUGAGAUUAUUGGCUAUGUCUAUCAAUACCUUAAGUUGCUUCGACAAAUUUCUCCUCAAGAGUGGAUCUUUAGAGAACUCCAGGACAUUGGAAACAUGGAAUUUAGGUUUGCCGAAGAGCAACCUCAGGAUGACUAUGCUGCAGAACUUGCAGAGAAUUUAUCAUUUUAUCCAGCAGAACAUGUUAUUUAUGGGGAAUAUGUUCACAAGAUAUGGGAUGAAGAUUUGGUCAAGCAUAUUAUUGGUUUCUUUACACCUGAAAACAUGAGGGUUGAUAUAGUAUCAAAAUCUUUCAGUAAAUUGGAAGACUUCAAAAUUGAACCCUGGUUUGGAUCUCAUUAUUCUGUGGAUGAUAUUGCUCCCUCUUUGAUGGAUCUCUGGAGGGACCCUCCGGAAAUUGAUGCUUCACUUUAUCUCCCUGCAAAGAAUGAAUUCAUUCCUCGUGAUUUUUCCAUCCGUGCUAGUAAAGUUUGCAAUGAUCUUCUGCUCGAAUCUUCUCCAAGAUGCAUACUUGAUGAACCAUUGAUGAAGUUCUGGUACAAGCUGGACAAUUCCUUCAAACUUCCUCGGGCGAAUACAUAUUUUCGUAUUAAUUUGAGUGGGGGGUACAGUAGUGUGAAAAAUUGUCUCUUGACCGAGUUAUUUGUUCACCUCCUCAAGGACAAGCUGAAUGAGAUUAUAUAUCAGGCUAGCAUUGCCAAACUGGAAACUUCGGUGGCUAUUUCUGGCGACAAGCUGGAGCUGAAGGUGUUUGGUUUCAACGAUAAGCUUCCUAAUCUUUUGUCCAAGCUUUUGGCAACUGCCAAGACAUUUAUGCCUUCUGAAGAUCGUUUUAAGGUAAUUAAAGAAAAGAUGGAGAGGAAUUUAAGAAACACAAAUAUGAAGCCUCGAAGCCACUCAUCAUACUUGAGAUUACAAGUUCUGUGUGAAAGAUUCUAUGAUGCAGAUGAGAAAAGUGAUGUCCUAAAUGACCUGUCUUUUGUCGAUUUGAAGGCACAUAUCCCUGAGGUUCUAUCCCAGCUUUACAUUGAGGGACUUUGCCAUGGAAAUUUCUUAGAAGAAGAAGCAAUAAGCCUGUCUAACAUAUUUAAAGACAACUUCUCCGUACAACCACUUCCUCUUGGAAUGAGGCAUUAUGAGCGUGUAAUGUGUCUACCUCCUGGGGCUAAUCUUGUUAGAGACGUCAGUGUAAAAAAUAAAUUGGAGAGAAAUUCUGUGCUGGAGCUGUAUUUUCAAAUUGAGCCGGAGGUUGGUAUGGAGGAGUCGAUCAGACAAAAGGCUUUGAUAGAUUUAUUUGAUGAAAUUAUCGAUGAACCACUUUUCAAUCAGCUAAGGACAAAGGAGCAACUUGGUUAUGUUGUCGAAUGCAGUCCACGGGUGACAUACCGAAUAUACGGUUUUUGUUUCUCUGUUCAAUCAUCUGAGUACAGUCCAAUCUUUUUGCAAGAGAGAUUUGAGAACUUCAUAACUGGCUUGCAAGAAUUACUGCUUGAUCUUGACGAAGCUUCUUUUGAGAAUUAUAAAAAUGGACUAAUUGGUAAGCUGUUGGAGAAGGAUCCAUCACUCUAUCACGAGACCAAUCGAUUAUGGGAUCAGAUUGUCGAUAAGAGGUAUGCGUUUGAUUUCUCACAGAAGGAAGUGGGGAAAUUGAAGAACAUCGAAAAGAACGACAUUAUAGAUUGGUACAAAACAUACUUGCAAGAAUCGUCGCCCAAAUGCCGUCGACUUGCAAUUCGAGUAUGGGGUUGUGAGACAAACAUGAUCGAUGCCGAGACGCCAGUGAAAUCGGUAGUAGCCAUUAAAGAUGUCGAGGCUUUUAAGACAUCAUCAAUGUUUUACCCAAGCCUUUGUUGAAAAUGGAUUUAGAUUUAUUAAUACACAUAGAUUCCUUGGAAGAGGGUGGGAAAAUGAAUUAAAGAGGAAAUAAUAAGAAUUUGGACAUAUACAAUACUAUAGCUAGAGAGGGUGAUACAGGUGGAUCAUUGUUUAGUUGAAUUUUUUUUUAAAUUUUGAGUUCUUUUUUUUUUUUAAUAAUUAAAAAUAAUGCUCAAAAGUUUCUUCUAACACAGUUUUAUUAAUUAUUUCUUCGAUGUAUUACA